CUCAUCCACCAUUUCAACCAUCUCCCACCAUCGCUCGUCCGAUCGGACACUUCCACACAUCCUUCUUCUUCCGACUGGUCUUCUCAUCGACAACGCCCACCUGAGCCUGCUUGCUUGAUUGCCUCGCCUCACGACCUCAUCGUCGCUGCCCAUCUACCCUUCACAUCACAGCUCAACAUGGACCGACUCUCAAGAAUGCUGCAAGCCGCCCAAGGCAUGGGUGGUGGAGGGGGAGGAGGAGCUCCGCAGGACACCAACAUCAUCGACAACGCCGAAACCGUCUACAUCUCCUCCCUCGCCCUACUCAAAAUGCUUCGACACGGCCGUGCAGGCGUACCGAUGGAAGUGAUGGGUCUCAUGCUGGGAGAAUUCGUGGAUGACUACACAGUGAGAGUGGUGGACGUGUUCGCGAUGCCACAAUCAGGAACGGGAGUGUCGGUCGAGGCGGUGGACCCGGUGUUUCAGACCAAGAUGAUGGAUAUGUUGAAGCAAACAAACAGACCAGAAACAGUCGUCGGCUGGUAUCACUCUCAUCCCGGAUUUGGCUGCUGGCUCUCCUCCGUCGACAUCAACACCCAACAAUCCUUCGAACAGCUCACUCCCCGCGCCGUGGCCGUCGUCAUCGAUCCCAUCCAGUCCGUCAAAGGCAAAGUCGUGAUCGAUGCAUUCCGUCUCAUCAAUCCUCAGACUCUUAUGCUCGGACAAGAACCCCGACAAACGACGAGCAAUCUCGGCCACCUGAACAAACCCAGCAUACAGGCGCUGAUUCACGGACUCAAUCGUCACUACUACAGCAUCGGCAUCGGAUACCGGAAAUCGGCAUUGGAGGAGGCAAUGCUCAUGAACCUCCACAAGACCGUGUGGACUGAGGCGCUUACCAUGCCGGACUUUGCCACCGAAGGCACAAGGAACCAAGCGAAUCUUGAGAAGCUGGUCAGCUUGGCCGAGGGAUACGAGAAGCGGGUGAAGGAAGAGACGGAGCUCACGAAGGAGCAGCUGAAGACGCGCUAUGUGGGCAAGGUGGAUCCGAAGAAGCACAUCGAACAGGUCGGGCAGGAGCUCAUCGAGGACAACAUUGUGAGCGUGAGCCGGCAGAUGAUCGACAAGGAAGCGAGUGUGCCGAGCAAGGAGUUCGACGGCGCGGGUCUGAAGUUGAAUGGCAAUGGCUUGGGCCGGACGAAUGGGUAUGGAGGAGGGGAUGAGAUGGCGGUGGACGCUGACGAGGAGCUAUAGUGCGCAUGGCAGGGUUGUGGAAGAAUUAUAGUACUUUCCGCAUAGCCUGGGCGUUUGGUGUGCGUAGACGGAUUUGGUUUCAUGCUGGAGGCAGAGAGUGAUGCUACCAUGGCGCAUGUCAAGAUUACUUCAUGGAAGACAGCCUGAUCAAAGGCAGCAUCAUUUCAUUAUCACCAUAAGGUGUAGCUGUUGGGCUCAGGCUGCAUGUGAUUACCUAAGCUGUACGCCGCCACUCGCAGCUUGAUGUGGCUUUACCG
Molecule: messenger RNA, 1490 nt
Organism: Neohortaea acidophila
Lineage: Eukaryota; Fungi; Ascomycota; Dothideomycetes; Mycosphaerellales; Teratosphaeriaceae
Product: proteasome regulatory particle subunit
Exons: 3
Coding region: 178-1233 (351 amino acids)
Biological process (GO): proteasome-mediated ubiquitin-dependent protein catabolic process; protein deubiquitination
Cellular component (GO): proteasome regulatory particle, lid subcomplex
Molecular function (GO): metallopeptidase activity; proteasome binding; protein binding
Source: RefSeq, a predicted model, not a curated record